Arctia plantaginis is the source of this 1380-nucleotide messenger RNA. NCBI's taxonomy places the organism in Eukaryota, Metazoa, Arthropoda, Insecta, Lepidoptera, Erebidae. The record is from the annotation of a GenBank genome assembly.
AUGUCAGUGGGUCAACGCACAGUGCGUGCAGGGUUGAGCGGGGCGCGGGGCGUGUCAGCGUGCGGCACAAGUGAGCUGCGGGGUAGCGGGAGGUGGGGUGGAGGUCGCGCGGGCGUUGCACCGCUGCAGCCAGUGCAGGCUCUACGGAUGGCCACUACGCACUACGAAAGCGAGGUUAGAGGAAAGAGGCCUUUCAAGAUAUGGGACAGUUCUCGGAACGUGAGAAAAGGUUUGGUGGUCACUAGUUUCGAGGAGCUUAUACACAGAGGCAAGGAGAAGUUAUCAGUAGCGGCGAGCGAGCCGGUGCGGCUGGUGCUCGAGAGCGACGGUACACAGGUAGAGGACGGCGAGUACUGGCGCACCCUUCCCCCUAAUACAGUCCUACUGCUACUGCGGCAGGGCGAGCGAUGGUAUCCCACUGGAGUCGACGUCAUCAAGGCUGCUAUAUCAGCAAUACCAAAAAUAGUAUGCGAGACAAUCCACGCCCUCGAGUUGCACGAUGAGACGCCUUCAUGGAAGAUCAUGGACAACAAGGGGCGCGUCACGGUGGUGUUGCACUGGGACCAGCGACCGCAGUCGUCACCGGCCGCUCGCUCUCCCUCGCGCCAAGCCAAGCCGGACCGGCGGCCGUCGUUGGUGAUACAGACGUCACUGGACAGGCCGCAGCCGCCGCCACCGCACAUCACCGUCGUUAACCACGACGAACCCGGCCCAGCGACACGCCGAUUGUCGCGAGCGCCUGGCUCGCUCGAGCAGCCAGCCGGUAGCGUGCACGUACACACGGCCGAGUGCCGGGCCACCAGCACAUCCCCCGCGCCCCUCGCGCGUCCUCCCCCAGACGAGUGCGACUUCCAUUGCUGUGCACUCCAUGAGGAAGGUCGACGUAUCGCUGUACACAAGAGCGUCGCCACCUCGCCAAUACAGGACGCGCAACCCCGUGCCUCACCGCAGGGUAGACCCAAAGGACACGUGAGAUUUCUCGACGCAGAAUCAGCCCGCCGUGGCGAUCGCGACUCCUCGGAAAGUGAAACAGAGAACACUCUAGUGGAGGACGAGGCAGUCACUUCGGAGAAGUUUCUAUUACUCAUAGACCAGCUCAGUGUUGACCAAAAACGUCAUCUGACCAUCAAAGAUAUCGGUAUUAUUCUCGAGCGACUAAGUUCUAAAAUCCUGGAUGUCGAAAGACUAGAUCGAGAAUCAGAAUCCGACGACUGCUACAACUGGACGAUCAAGGCCACGAUCAGAGGUGACGCGCUGCGGGAAUUAGGUGUCAUAUACAACGGGAACUACUAUGCAAUUAGCGAGCAUCCCGGUUACCGGGAGGAGAACGAGGAGGCCGGGGACGAGGGGGAGGAGGAAGAAGAGGAAGACAGACUCUGA